Postia placenta MAD-698-R-SB12 is the source of this 553-nucleotide messenger RNA. RefSeq lists its product as hypothetical. NCBI's taxonomy places the organism in Eukaryota, Fungi, Basidiomycota, Agaricomycetes, Polyporales, Adustoporiaceae. The transcript has 3 exons. Bases 47 to 553 code for a protein of 168 amino acids. The record is from RefSeq and is a predicted model, not a curated record.
CACGCUCAUACCUGGACAGUCGCGUGUGCUCGACGAGGUGAAGGCAAUGCGUAUCGAAGUAUCAAAUGAACUUGCCGAUGUCGUGCGCGAGUCCGGACCCAAGCUGUGGGAUGACUUUGACAUGGAUCGAAUUCCGGUUCCGUCUGCUGGUGCUCCGCCUUCCUCUGGCACACCCGGCCUGUGGCGGCGGAAAAGCAGCACAGGCGGCACGUGGCUUGAUGAGCGGCUCUUCGGCUGGAGCCGCAGCACAGCGCGUGGGACAAGUGCGUGGGCGGGCACGCCGAGCACAGAGAUCAGCCGCGCAUCUUCUCCUGCGCCAUCCGAGGACGAGGUGAGCGAUAACGACAACGUUCUCGGCUACCUCAAAGCCCGUAAGCCUGCUGGGCGAUCGCGCUCGCGCAGCCACCAGAACUCGUGCGCGGACUUGCAGAAGUUGCGGGAGGACGAUGGUUGUGCAAGGGCACUUGCUUCGUCUGAUGAACAAGCGGUGGACUCUGAUGAUGGGGUGCAGAUUCGAAGACGGCGUGAGAGGAGUCUCGGCGACGGAGCCUGA